Molecule: messenger RNA, 1245 nt
Organism: Ochotona princeps (American pika)
Lineage: Eukaryota; Metazoa; Chordata; Mammalia; Lagomorpha; Ochotonidae
Gene: TMEM267
Product: transmembrane protein 267
Exons: 3
Coding region: 508-1155 (215 amino acids)
Source: RefSeq, a predicted model, not a curated record
GUGCCAAGUUUGAAUUCAACAACUGUCUCUGCAUCCUUUUAUUUCACUUAGGAUUUUCUGGUUAGAGGCAACAAAAAUGAAAAGGCGAGUUGUUGGGAAAUGCUGGAAUUGCUCAGAAAAAUAAAGGAUAGACUGAGGAAUUUGAUCAGCCUUGAGAACCAUAGAGACUAAACCUCAGACCUCGAUGUUGUCAAGAUGCUCUCGGAUUAUUCUCUGAGUUUCUGGGAUUUCAUUGUUCUAAGCUGCGUCAUGUAUUGGAGCAUAACUUCUUCUCAUCCCCCACCUUCCACCCCCUCCCCAAAAAAGAGAUAGUUUCCCCACCAGCUCUGUUUGGGAGAAUUCUGGAAAGGAGUCCAACUGGGUAACCUUCAUCACUAGAUUAAUCAGUGUACCUAGGAAAAGAGGAAACCAAUUGCCCAGUUCUUGAGUUCAGGUGUUGAGGGUGCCAGGAAUGAAAACAAGACUAGACGUUCCCGAUGGCUUUUCCUGUGUGCUGACCUGUGUACCAUGGCAGCUGAAACAGAGAAGACGCAUGCUUUACUCCAGGCCUGUAGCACUGAAUCUCUCCUCUCCAGCCUUGGUCUGGGGAUAUUUUGCCUAGUAGCUGACAGGAUUCUUCAGUUUUCCAUAAUUCAACAAAGUGACUGGAUUCGCGCCCUCUCAGACAAUGCAGUGCAUUGUGUGAUUGGCAUGUGGUCCUGGGCAAUAGUCAUUGGGAUCAAAAAGAAGACUGAUGUUGGAGAAAUUGUCUUAGCUGGAUUUCUAGCCUCUGUUAUUGAUAUAGACCAUUUUUUCCUAGCUAGAUCCUUGUCUUUAAAGGCUGCUUUAAGUCUUCCACGAAGACCUGUCCUUCACUGUUCCACUGUGAUACCCGUUGUGGUCCUGACCCUGAAGUUGGCUAUGCAUCUUUUGAAGCUAAAAGACUCCUGGUGUUUUCUUCCAUGGAUGUUGUUUAUAUCCUGGGCCUCCCACCAUAUCCGAGAUGGAAUCCGUCAUGGUUUAUGGAUAUGCCCAUUUGGAAAAACCUCUCCUUUGCCAUUCUGGCUUUAUGUGAUAACUACAUCAUGGCUACCUCAUCUCUGUUCAUUCCUCAUGUGUUUAACAGGGACCAGACAAGUGAUGUCUUCAAAAAAUGGAAUUCGGAUUGAUGUCUGAGGUAAUCACAGGGACUUUUAAGAAGAAGCCAGGGACUCAGAUGAUGAAAAGAAAAGGACAGCCAACAUUAAAGUGAAUAUCAGAAACACA